Phytophthora nicotianae INRA-310 is the source of this 5669-nucleotide messenger RNA. RefSeq lists its product as hypothetical. NCBI's taxonomy places the organism in Eukaryota, Oomycota, Peronosporomycetes, Peronosporales, Peronosporaceae. The record is from RefSeq and is a predicted model, not a curated record. Bases 45 to 5669 code for a protein of 1874 amino acids. The transcript has a single exon.
CAUCGUUUCUCGGAUAAAAUACCGGUGCGGAAAAUGAGCUGCUGAUGGACGACGAGUCGCGACGAUCGGAUCGGGAGUUCUCAGUGCUUGGAGAAGACAGAUGUGAAACCCGCAAUGUUCUCGUCAAGUCCUCAAAGAAACACGCUAUCGGUGCUCUCAAGCGAAAGAUGGAAGGGUUCGAAAAUCAAAUGACAACAAUCCGCGCCAGACUUGAGGCUAGACGCGAAUUGACGUCAUCGGAACGAACUAUUCAUCUUCCUGCAGUAAAUUCCAGUCCAAAAUCUGUUACGACAACUAUAGAACCCUCGUCGUCUACGAGUUGUUUAAAGUUCCCGCUAUUACAACGUAUUGUAGGUACUCGCGUAGCCAACGCGCCGCCAAAAGAUCAUUUUCUCGAAGUGGAGAACGUUAUUCAACGCGCAACCACACGAGAAAUUCACGCUCGAGAUGCAAAUACUGUCGCGACCAAGGAGUUAGCUGCUGCGUCUGCAACUAAAGAGGCGCAACAAUUAGGAGAAGAAGCUCGAAAGCGUAUGGUAGCAUAUUCACAAAACGAAAAUGGCUGGCGGUUCGAGGAGCGCUCGUCUCGGUAUCAGGAGGUGAUGGAGAUGAAGCAACAGGCUGAGAAAGCGCAGCAACAAGCAGACCGACAGCGCGAGACAGCUCGACAGAUGAAGAUGUUGCUGCAAGAUCCGUACCGACAACUGCGGUCAACUCCUGUACCGAGAAACCUACUGCCGUUGUCGUCUCCUAAGGACCAUGAGUGGAUAUGGGUCUUGGCUUCUCCGUCGGCCAAGCUGACGUUUACACCUCGGAAAGAAACGACGGAGACAGUGCUAGACAACGAAAAAGAGCUUUCAAUGUUCGUUGUGUAUUAUAUUGCAGCUUCUGACGUGAAUAUCAAACGUGUGGAAACUGAAGAGCAGUGGCAGGAUGUAUUGACUAAUGACUGUCCACCUACAAACGGAUGGAUGUGUUACUCCGUGCAUGGUAUACCUCCCGCUCCAGAGUUGACAGCAGUGAAAUCUGGCAUACAGACGUGGACUGUAACAGGAGCUGGCGCGGGUCAUUUGAACGGGAAAUACGUAGCCAGUGGCGUCCACGAUCGUGUUAAAAAGUUCAAAUCAUCGGCAGGUGUCGAGCUGUUCCGGAAGUGCGUUCCAGUAGCUUCGUCGCUCGGACAGGCCCUACACAGACCAGAGUCUGCCAGUUCUAGCGUUGAACACAGUACGAAGGAAGACGAGUUACAGAAGAACAAACCCAAUGUCUUGCCUAGUGAACUCGCUGUUAUCGAGAAGGACGAGCGUGACUUUAAGUCAAUGCAGCGAGUUGGAUCGUGGCUCAGUAUGAACGAGUCAAUUGAAAGAAACCGAGGAAUGUUGGCAACUCGAGGUGCUAAUGAUGAUCCCAAAGUGAAAAUUGACGGUAGUAGCGUGAUGAAUCAAGGAUCUCGAGAAAUUGCGGAUAACAGUGAUGUGGCCAAGUCUAGAUCUCGAGUAAACGCACCUUUAUGUCGAGAAUGGGUACUUUUUUCACGGUGUUCUAGAAAGAAAGUCAGCAAGUCUAUGGAGGCUGUUGAACCUCCUAAGAAAGGUAUCGGACUGGGGUGUUUACAGCGUCACUACUAUAUUUCAUUCGAGGAGAAACGAGAAAUGACAGUCUGGGUGCAAACAAAAGAGUCGUGGCUCGAGAAAAACGUAUUGGCUGUGAUCAUCGAGCGAGAAGCUCAGAUGGAACGUGUGCAUCAUCUGAGUCGCAAAUGUAUGGUUAAAUUUCAGCAAAACUUACGAGCAGAAACCGAAAAAUCCAAGAUAAAACUCCUAGCGGAGUUGAAUCGUAUCCGCUAUUUAUCGGUGAAGGUUCUGGAAAGUAUCGAUCGGUGGCGACAACACGCUCGAAAGAUUGGAUUUUCGCGCCACGACAGACAGAUAAAAUCCACUAAGAAGCGAAGUAAUUUAUCCAGCGAGGAGGCUCCAUUGCUUGGAUGGUCAGCAUCUAUAACGUUAGAUACGGGCAAGCAGCUCUAUAAGGGAUCCAGUGCUUUUGUGUCGAAAGUUAAACGUUUCCGUCGUAGUCAAGACAUCACUGGCAAACGAGAGCAACAUAUUGUCUAUUUGGGGUAUUAUCAGACCCAAGAGGAAGCUGAGCGUGCCUACGAUCAACACGCGGCGGCUGAAGCUCGUCGACUGAACACCACAGUCGAACAUUUGCCUCCCCGACGGAAUGUUUUUCGGUCAUGUGGGAAACAUUUUGCAGUGGAAAGUGAAAAAUCCGGUCCGAGCUUCUGCAUCGAGUGCAAGACGAACCAACUGGCGUCGUUAUCGUCAGCUGCAGAGGACUGGGUCCCCCCGUUCUUCUAUGGAACGGGGGUUAACUACAUCAUGAAAAUGGCAAACGACUUGGAUUUCUUAGACGAAAACCUACCGCUAAAGGCUACGUUAAACAGUGGCCGAGGUGUCGAUGAAGACGCGUUCCCAAUGCGCGGUAAUGUUUUUCUGUUACCCAAGACGCCCAUCCAGGAUCCGGAGCUCGCAGUGUUUGCAACAUUCCCGACACCCACAGCUCCUCGACUCGGAUGUUCCACCUCGGAUAUUAACGAAAUCGAUGAAGAAGUUCUGGGUCGAGAUCGGAUUUUUAAGGCUCAGCAAAUUUUCUUGCAAGAGUUGCAGAUUUAUCGGUCGGAGUUGAUGGAUUCUAUUCCAAAGGUAGGACCUAAAGAUUUAGCGCUAAGAACAUCCAACCAAGAGCCUUCAGCCCCGCAGUAUCGACUGGUGCAAGCGCUAUACUGGGAUCAUUGCGCCGCACUGAAAAUCCAACAGGAGCGACCGCCGCUAGCUAUGCGCCAGCCGAAUGUUUGGUGUCGUCCGGAUGCCGGCGAAUGGGCUGGUUUAGUCGUCCGAGGAUCGCAUCAACAGCACUUUUUGUUUGAAGAAAAGCUGGAAAAAACUGGCAAAGAAUUGGUGCAAAAGCGACAACAAGUACUAGCUGCUUUGCGCCAGCUGAACCAGGUUCCGCUGUAUUUUAUUCGCUCUCGUACAGAUUUUACCGAGCUCAUUGCAGCAGGACAGCAGGUACGCGGAGAUGUGGUGCAACUGGAAGUUAACAAUGCUAUCAAAAGAAUGCAACGAUAUGAUACAUGGUGUACCAUGUCGGUGGUAGUACAGCGCUGGUUUCGAGGUGUUCUUGGAAGACAAAUGGCGCGUGUGACGAGGAAGGCGCUGAGUUUGGCGUAUAAAUUACGCGUAUUUUAUUUCACACAAGUGGCUGCAGCAGCAAAGUCGUUUUAUAACACUGUACGCACAACGGCAGUUCGUCGUGCGUACAAGAAAAUUUGUACGCCUGUUUACACUCGCGCUGUUGUGAUGGAUGGAGAGCCUGUAGUUAUAACUUUCCACUCUCUUCGACACUACCAAGCUACCAAUAACUUUCGAGAUGUUACGGCCAAGAAAUGUGUGCUACCUUCUUCUUGUUGUACGAGCUGUGCGAGAAGAUUUCACGUUAAGGCGCACUAUCAGUCCGAUAAAAACAAAUUUGCAGUAUACCGUGGAGUUUGCACGUGCUAUGUGAACGGCGGAAGUAAUUUAAACGACGAAAUGAAACGCGAGAGCUGGUUAAUUCGUGCGUACAGUCCGCAGCAUAACGUAAUUUAUCGCCUCCGCCUAGAAACCUCCCAGUUACAGCAACUUUUGUCGUCGCAAACACUAUUCCCGCACUUUUCACUUAGAUUUCGUCCGCUUAUCUUGGAUAUGGAGUUGAAACAAAUAGAAGCAGCAACGGCAUCGCGUUACGCAACGUUUUGUGUUAAAAACACCGAAACUGCAGUUAAGAACCUUGCGAAUUGGAGACGACUGAAUAGUGAGGCAACACAGACAAGAAAGUCUUUACUAGUAAAUCUGGAGAAAAGUUUAGCGUUAUUGGACACCACAAAACACGCGCAUGUUGCUUCUAUCGUGAACGCAAAGAAAGCACUCGACUUUACGUCUCGCCCCUUCUCGGAAGCUCAAGCUUGGGAUCCCCUCGAGAAUGCCAACGACUGGAGAUUUAUCGUUGAAAAACGACAAUUAACUAAACGCUUGGAAGAAAUAUAUCAAGAGGUGGAGCGUCUUCGGGUCGCGUACUUCCAAGCCACGUACAACGAGCAAUACACUCGAGCAGGAGCCUCCGAUGCGCAGGAUCAAUGCAACCGUGUGUGGCUUCCAUUAACGGAACGAGCAAAUCAACGUAUGGAGGAGGCGCUUAUGCUGGAAACGUCGACCAGGACACGCAUGGAAAAUGUGAUGGAGCAACUCUGCAGUCGCUUCUUGACUCUACGUGAUGGUUACUUCGUUCCAACACGCCGUAAUCUCAUUAUUCAAAGCCCGAUAUGGUAUGAUUUGGUGCCGUUCCGAGUCGAUAUCCCUGGGCUUCGUCGAAGACUAAGUCACUUGCGGAGACGUACGUUAGUGCUAUCGAGUCAGAACACCAGGACUCGGCGUAUGGUAGUGACAGUUAGCAUGUGCCCAAUUGGUGAGCAAGGUAGCCAGAAUUCACACUUGACUCGGGAUAUUUGGGUUACGGCGUACGACCCCGUGGAUUGUUCUAUGCACAAUAUUUUUCUUGAAUGGCAACUCGUGCAGCUUCUGACCGGUUCGAAUGGGAAAAAGAUCUGGCAAGACUCGAGUCAAUCCAAGCGUAGUGCCUGGAAGUCGAUAGCGGAUAUGCUAAUAUCCCUUUCUACGCUGGAUCGCUUUACGGGCGAAUUCACGUUGCAGAAACUCGAAUUUUACCAAACGUUGCGUCAACUGUCACCACAAUUUCUUUCCAGUCGAGUGAUGCGAGAUCUGCAACAAGGUCGUAAAUGUGGACAGGGAGACGAGAUUUUACGUCAAGUAGUAGCUGUCGACGGGAGACUUUGUGUCGUGGUCGUCUAUGAGAACUGGGGGGAUUUAACCUUUGCCAUUUACCAUUCGAAAACUGGAGAAUUUUUCCGAUUAUUUAUGCCACUCAGCGAGAUUUUGGAUAUUCUAAGCAAGAAGCCCUUAAUGCUUCGGCUCUGGAUUAACUGUGUCAAGUCGAACUCGUACACUAAACCACUUUUGGUUUCUCUUCUGAAACAUGUCAGAUUUUUCCAACUCGACGAUGGAUCUGAGGAUAUAAGCGUAGAGCACGAUCUUCCGGUACAAACGCAAUCUAAACCUUAUCAAACGGGUAUCCGGAUUCAAAAGCGACUGGUUCUUAUCAAUGUUAUCGAAGACACGGCUGGUGACUUCCAGAUAUCCGGAUACGAUAUGAGCAGUAAGCUGACGUACAAACUUUUACUGGAACGCGAAGAUCUUCGUCGCGUGCUCAAAGCCAGAGAACUACCAGAUUUUUCAGCAUUAAAAUCCAACCUUUCCACGUCUUCAUCUGCACUGUUACUUCGUCGCAACAGGAACUUACUUUUCGAAUGGAUUUGCAGUCGUUUACGAUUCCGAAGUUUGUCGGAACAUCCUGAAGUGGCCACAUCCGGAACGACAUCGAGGCUCCAUGUACGAGAAAGCUUCCGAAUACUCAAUCGGUGGAUUGAAACCAGUCCACGAAACCCGAUUCACACUGUAUCGGAGGCGGAUAUAACUCGUCGAGCGUCUGCGAUUGACGCAGCUGCUUUGUCAAGAUUUCAACGUGAUCAACUAACACUAAUGAUUUACUAA